AUGUUGUGUCUUCAAGGUUGUGGAGAGUAUGCUUGCUUUGUUUCAGCUCAUUCUUCACUGGUUUAUCAGAUGCUGUGGUGGAUGCGUUUGCUUUGCUCGAUGAUGGGGCUGUUUUGGGUUUUGAUCCCUUCUUUGUUAGCGGCUUAUCAGCUCUUCUCUGUUGAUCUUGUGAGUAGGCAAGAAGAAGAUGGAAUGGCUGAUAUGAUCCUUGUUAACAGCAACUUCACAGCAUCAACAUUUGCAAACACAUUCAAGCGUCUUCAUGCACGAGGAAGUCACCCUGCUGUUCUUUACCCUGCAGUUAAUACCGACCAGUUCAAUAAACCUCAAGCUUAUAAGUAG
This is a messenger RNA of Eruca vesicaria subsp. sativa (arugula), 342 nucleotides long. The record is from the annotation of a GenBank genome assembly. NCBI's taxonomy places the organism in Eukaryota, Viridiplantae, Streptophyta, Magnoliopsida, Brassicales, Brassicaceae.